Molecule: messenger RNA, 3188 nt
Organism: Klebsormidium nitens
Lineage: Eukaryota; Viridiplantae; Streptophyta; Klebsormidiophyceae; Klebsormidiales; Klebsormidiaceae
Source: the annotation of a GenBank genome assembly
GGUGGCUGGGCGCAUCACGUUCGGGGACGGAGAGGCCCUGUAUGCGGAAGGGGAAGGGACCGUGGAGCUGCUGUGCAAGGUGCCGGGGGGUGAGCAGCUCGUGACCCUCACCGACGUGAAGUACGUGCCAGGGGUGCCGGUGAACCUGUUCUCGGUGAGUCGGGCCCAAGUCUCAGGGGCUGAGGUGGUGUUCAGGCAGGGAAGGAGCCAGGUCCUACUUGACGGUGAUGUGAUGAUGGAGGCUAGACUGUCUGAGGGGGUCUAUGUCGUCGAGUUGGCCGGGGCUGUGUGCAACGUGGUCAAGAGCGAGUCGGCAACGUUGUGGCACAGAAGGCUGGGGCAUGCAGGGUUCGAAACCCUGGCAAAGAUGGCUGAGAACGGCUGUGUGAAGGGGGUCGGGGUUAGCGCGGACGAGUUUCGAGGGGAGCUAACCCGGGUCUGUGAGCCGUGCGUGAUGGGGAAGCAAACGCGAACGCCUUUUCCGGCAAAGAGGGAGAGCGCAACGGUGGUAGAGAAGCCCCUGGAUCUGGUGCACACAGACGUGUGUGGCCCGAUGCCAGAAGAGUCAAAGGGGGGCAGCCGGUUCUUCGUGACGGUGCUGGACGACUACAGCAAGCUGUCGGUGGUGACGCCGAUCCGGAAGGAGAGCGAGGUGAAGGACGUGUUAGAGGGGGUGUUCAACCGGUUAGAGACGGAGACCGGUAACCGGGUGAAGUCGGUUCAAAGUGACCGGGGGAGUGAGUAUCUGAACAAGGAAAUCAAGCAGAUGUACCGGAGCCGUGGGAUCAUCCAGCGGACGACGGCUCGGUACAGUCCGGAGGAGAACGGAGCGGCAGAGGCGCUUAACCGUCGGUUGGAGGAGAGAACGCGAGCGAUGCUGGAAGAUUCGGGGUUGCCCGAGCGGAUGUGGGCAGAGGCGGUGGUUAGUGCAAACUACACCCGAAACCGGACGCUGGUCAAGGAGCACGGGAAGACUCCGUUCGAGAUGCUGACGGGUAGGAAGCCGGACCUGAGCAGGAUGCGGGUGUGGGGAGCGCCUGCCUACAUGCACGUGCCAAAGGGGCUGCGCACGAAGCUGAAACCAGUGAGCGAGAAGGGGUGGUUCGUGGGGUACGAGCCAGAUUCGACGGGUUAUCGGUUCCUGCGGAAGAAAGACGGGGCGAUCCUGGUGACGCGGGACCUGAUCGUCGACGAGGGUGUUGCAGCGGGAAGCGUGGUGGAAGACGAGGUGGCAGAGCCCAAGUCGGAGAAACCAACCGGGGGAACGGAACCGGGGGAGUCUGCGCCUCAGGCAGAAAAGCUGGAAGUGGUCGAGGAGAUCGACCUGCGGAGCGACGAUGAGGGGGAAGACGGGAAGCGCUAUCCGACGCGGGUACGCGUCGCUCCUAUGCGGUAUGCCAACGUGGCGCGGGCACGUGGCGGUGACACGUGGCAGACGGAGGAUACCUCUGUCGUCGUCGAGCCGAGCUCCGACGCAGGGAAGGAGCAGGGGGGUGCUCGCGGCCUUAGCCGUGUGAGCCCCCCUGUCUCAGCUGGUGCGGGGGCUACUCCCAAGGGAGAGGCCAGUGCCGGCACGCUGGGUGAGGGCCAUAGCGCGCAAAAUACGUCGGAGGGCCGAAAUGGGGCCAAAACGUAUAUUCCGCCCCUAGAGACACCCAGCGAGGGUUUGGGGUUGAAAGAACCUCAGUCGUACCAGGAAGCCGUAGGGGGAGAGCAGAGUGAGAUCUGGCGGCAGUCCAUGGACGACGAGAUGCGGAGUCUGCUGGAGAACGGGACGUGGGAGUUGGUCCCGAAACCUGAGGGGGUGAAGCCGGUCCCGAUGAAGUGGGUUUACAAAAUCAAACGGGACGCAGCCGGGAACAUCGAGCGGUUCAAAUCGCGGCUGGUGGCGAAGGGGUUUCUCCAGCGGCAGGGGGUGGAUUUCGAGGAGGUGUACGCGCCGGUGUCGAAGCACACGACGCUGAGGGCGCUGUUGGGAGUCGUUGCGGCAAGGGACUUGGAGCUGCACCAGCUGGACGUCAAGACGGCGUUUCUGAACGGUGAGCUGGAGGAGGAGAUUUACAUGCAGCAGCCGCAGGGGUACGAGCAGGGCGGACCGGAGACGGUGUGUCGUCUGAAAAAGACGAUCUACGGGUUGCGCCAGGCGCCAAGGGCGUGGCACCAGAAGCUCAAGACGGAGUUGGGGGAGAUCGAGUUUCGGGCCUCGGAGAGCGACGCGGCGCUGUUUACGGGAGUGAUAGACGGGGAGCGGGUGUGGGUGGUCGUCUGGGUGGACGACAUCCUGAUUGCUGCAAAGGGGGAGCAGCGGUUGGCCAAGGUGAAGGCGCACCUGUCGGAGAAGUUUGACGUGCGAGACCUGGGACCGGCGGAGUACUUCCUGGGAAUGGAGCUGACGCGCGACAGGCGCGCGCGCACGAUCAAGCUGACGCAGAAGAAGCUGACGAAGGAGCUGCUGGGGCGGUACGGGCUGGAGGCAGCAAAGGCGCGGAGCACGCCGCUGUCGUCGGGGGAGAAGCUGCAGAGAGAGGGGGAUCCCCUUGACACCGGCAAGUACCCCUACAGUGAGCUGGUCGGGAGCCUGCUGUACCUGAGUGUGUGCACGCGGCCGGACAUCGCGCAGGCGGUCGGGGCGCUGGCGCGCUACAUGGCGGGGCCGACGGAGGAGCACUGGCGGGCGGCGCUCGGGGUGGCGCGCUACUUGUCCGGGACGGCAGAGCUGGGAGUGACGUUCGGGGGGAGCGCAGAGCCGCUGGUGGGCUACGCAGACGCGGACUACGCGGGAGACGUGGACAGCCGCAGAUCCACGACCGGGUACGUCUUCCUGGUGUACGGGGGAGCCGCAAGCUGGUCGAGCAGGCUGCAGCCCACGGUGGCAGCCUCGACGGUUGAGGCGGAGUACAUGAGCGCGGCGAGUGCCGCGAAGGAGGCGCUGUGGCUGAAGAAGCUGUGCGGAGAUCUGGAGCUGCCCGGGGGAGUUGUCCAGAUCUACGGGGAUAAUCAGGGGGCGCUGCAGUUGCUGAAGCACCCAAUUGCUUCGCAGCGCACCAAGCACAUCGACGUGCUGCAUCACUUCGUGCGAGAGAGAGUCGCUCGGGGGGAGCUGCGGUACGAGUACAUUCCGACGAAGCAGAUGGUGGCGGACGUCUUCACUAAGCCGUUGGACCCGGGCCAAUUCAGAGCGUGCAGGG